Messenger RNA from Capsicum annuum, 396 nucleotides. RefSeq lists its product as uncharacterized. The transcript has a single exon. The record is from RefSeq and is a predicted model, not a curated record. The coding region runs from base 1 to 396 and encodes 131 amino acids. Lineage: Eukaryota; Viridiplantae; Streptophyta; Magnoliopsida; Solanales; Solanaceae.
AUGCUUACACAACAAAAGUAUGCUAGUGAUCUUGUUGCUAUGGUUAGUCUUAUUGAUGACAAGAUUGUAUAUUCCCCAAUAGAGAUUAAUAUGAAAUAUAAGGAGGCUGAUGGCGAACCAUUCAGUGAUCCUACAUUGUAUCGGUGGUUGGUUGGAUCAUUAGUUUAUCUCACUAUGACAAGGCCGGACAUCUUAUAUGCGGUGCAAGUUCUAAGUCAGUUUGUAUCUAAUCCUUACCAUAUACAUCACACUGCAUUACUUUGUGUCAUUCGGUAUGUCCGUGGUUCUAUGAAUCAAGGUGUUCUCUUCCGUUCAGAUUCUCCUAUAAAUCUUAAGGGAUAUAUUGAUGCAGACUGGACGGGUUGUCCCGAUUCUCGUCGUUCCGUUAAUGAUUGA